CCGUGCACCGCCCGCCCUCCCUCCCUCCCUCCCCACCCGGGGCCGCCUCCCCUCGCUCCGCCGCCGGCCGCGGCGGCGCAGGAACCCCGCGGGCGACCGCGUAGGAAGCGCGCUCGGCCGCCGCCCGCCCGGCCGCCGCCGCCAUGGCGGUGCGGAGCCGCGGCGCUUGGCGGCGGCGGCUGCUGGUGCUGCUGCUGCUGCUGCUGCUGGCGGGCUCCGCCGCCAGCCCGGCGGAGGAAGGCGGCGGGAGGCGGGAGGCGGCGGGCGGCGGGGAGCACGGCGAAGAAGCGGCGCGUCCUCACCACGAUUCUUCGUACGGCACGUUCGCCAGCGAGUUUUACGACCUGCGCUACCUCUCCGAGGAGGGUUACCCUUUCCCUACUGCUCCUCCUGUGGAUCCAUUCGCAAAAAUAAGAGUGGAUGACUGUGGAAAAACCAAGGGAUGCUUCAGGUAUGGUAAACCUGGAUGCAAUGCAGAGACUUGUGACUACUUUCUAAGUUACCGUAGAAUAGGAGCUGAUGUUGAAUUUGAGUUGAGUGCCGAUACUGAUGGCUGGGUGGCAGUGGGAUUUUCCUCGGACAAGAAAAUGGGAGGAGAUGAUGUCAUGGCUUGUGUUCAUGAUGAUAAUGGAAGAGUCCGAAUACAGCACUUCUAUAAUGUCGGUCAGUGGGCUAAAGAAAUCCAGAGAAAUCCUGCUAGAGAUGAAGAAGGGGUUUUUGAAAACAAUCGUGUAACUUGUCGAUUCAAGCGUCCUGUAUAUGUUCCCCGAGAGGAAACCAUCGUAGAUCUGCACUUGAGUUGGUACUAUCUGUUUGCUUGGGGUCCAGCAAUUCAGGGUUCUAUAACUCGUCAUGAUAUAGACUCACCACCCGUAUCAGAGCGUGUUGUCAGUAUUUACAAGUAUGAAGAUAUUUUCAUGCCAUCGGCUGCCUAUCAAACCUUCUCUUCUCCAUUCUGCUUACUCCUCAUUGUUGCACUGACCUUCUAUUUAUUGAUGGGAACCCCAUGACCGAUGGAAGAUAGCAAGAAUUUGUCAGUGGAAGUUUCUCAGGAUGGACGGCUAUACGGAUGGACGAUGCGUUUUUCUAUUGGAAUUUAUAUCACACCACCAUCCUCAUCUAGCUGCUUUUGAACAUAGUUAGCUUCUCAGGAGAAUGAAAUAACCAUCUCCUUUGAGUGGCAGAGUGGUGACAAAUCAUUUAAGAAUAAUCACUGAACACAUAGGAGAAUAUUUUCAGUGUUGUGACUACUUGCUUAAAGAAAAGGAGACUUUUGUAAAAUCAAUGUGUGUGCGUGUGUGUGUAUGUGUGUUUGGGAGGGGUGUCUGUCUGUAUGUGUGUUUAGGUGAAUUUAGUGAUGGACACCUUAUCAAAUAACAAAAUUGCCUUCCAAAUUGCUCCCAAAAAGCAAAUUUGGGAAAAUAUUAUAAUGCUGUUUGGUACUUCUGGAGCAGACAGCACAACUCCAAGUGCAGUUUCUGAACUUAAGAUCCGGAUACCGACACAGCAGUAUAAAACCUGCCCUUCGGUAACGGACAGUUCUCCCUUUUUUUUUUUUAAUAUUUAUCAAGGUUUACUUGCUCUGGUACUUUCCAAAACUAAACUUGCAUAAUCAAGCAUUAAUGUGGGUUGUUUUUUGUUUUUUUUUUUCAAUGGAAAAGAGGUGAUGAAUGUCUGUCUUUAUAAUAGUAGAGUUUCAACAACCUUCUUGAAAGAAAUGGCUACUUUUUUAUGAGUGAGAUAUCAAGUUAUUUAAACAAGGGGAGGGGAGAAUACGGUAAUGUAAAUUCUCCAUAGAUAGGAAAAACAAGCAUAAAACAUACAGAAUAUAGAAGUUCCAACAAGCCAUAGGACGUCCUCUCAAUAGAUUAAAUCAAUUCUUUUCUUUUUAUGAAAAAAACAGUAAUUUUGGUGACAUGUAAAUACGUUUUUAAGCAGUUGUGUAGUAGUAUGAAGUAGUCUGUUUUUCUGUGUUGUAUGCCUGUAUAUCCUGUUCACGUUAAAGGUGAAUAUGGGCAGCUGGUGUUAACUUACAAAGACAUGGAAAUACAAUUGAGAUUAUUUGUAAGGAAACAUAGAGAUCAAUGAGCAGAGCAGUAUCUUUAGUUUCAUCAAACCACUGCUGAAAUGUAGUUACUGUGGAAAAAGAUGAGCUAAAGAGGAAAUACACUAGAUUUUUUUUAUCACCAAAAAUAUUACAAAGCUAAAUAUUACAGAAAUGGAAAAUGUCAAAAUGUAUUUAUGAGCCACAGAAUAUUACGAAAAACUGAGUUCUUGUGGACAAUUUCUGUUCUUCGCGUAAUAGGGAAGUGUAUGACACAUGGCUACAUGGAGCAGUCAAAUGUGCUUAGAUAAGGUUGCUCAUUCACUUCCCAACUUGCAUUAAAAUUCCAUUUCAAUAGAAUUAAAAUUUAAAUUGUGCCAAAGUUCUAUCUAAUGUGGUACGCUUGAGGACUCUGUAACAUAGGAUCUGGUAAAGUAUGUGAUAGAUCUCCUUUCUAUUCUCACUGCUGCACAGAGCGUAAAAAGAUUAACUAGCUUUGCUGGAUUUGCAUCGUUAUUCACAGACUGAAGUUUGUAGACUAAUUUUUCUUAGGCUUGGCAUUCUUCAAACCUGUGCUUAAAGUAUAUGAAUUAGAUUGAAAAUGAAUCCAAACGUUUUAUCGCAAACACUUUAUCCCUGUUUCAAAAGAAAGAUUGUGUAGUAAUAUGUAUUUUCAUUGAUGUCUUUAAGGGUUUGUUCACUUAAAGUUACUGGACUAGAGUUCAGGAGAGGGGUGAAGAGAAAUUCAGAAUGAAGUGAACUUUAAAAGUGCAUAUAGUAGCUUUAUUUCCUAUAAAUUAUUUCUCUUAAGUUGGAUAGCCUACUCAUCAUCUGAUGAAAUAUAUAGUGGAGACCACCCAGUAAGGAAGAUCUGCUUUGGUCCACCAUGGCUGUGAAAUUUAGCUUUAAGAUUGGCUGAAGCAGAUGGCUGAAGCCUGGAUAAUGAGUUUUAUAUUCAGCAACCAGGUGAAGUGAAGAAAUCAUUAGGGCAAAUUCCUUCUCCUUUGUGCUAAUUUGUAGGCAACUGAGAUAGUGCAGUUCCUUCCCAGAGAUCACAGCUAUUUAAAGUAGCCUCAGGGUUGCUUUAGUUUAUGGCCUUGUAUUUACUAUUUUAGUUUCAGGCAUUUACCUGAUUACCCACUAAAGGGCUAACCUAAUAAUUGAAAGGUACUGAAGUAGGAUAGAAACCCAUUUUGGCUCCUCUUUUCUUCUUUAAUACAGUGCUGGGUUUAGGAUAGCCUGGCUGGACCAGAGCACAGAGGUACAUUAAAGACGACAAUAAUAAUACCAAGGCAAACGUGCAACACCUGUAGAGCUGCUUCCCACCUAUAUGGAAUCACACAUGUUUAAAGUUCAGGCUCUACAGCAACAGCAAAUUCAGAGCAGAGGCACAGCUGCUUAAGGCUAUGUCUGCUGCAAAGUACAAACUGCUUCAGUCUUCAGCUGUACCCAUGUUCUCAAUUAGGGUAAAAAAUACUUUUUUUUUUUUUUUUCCUUUUUCAGUUUACUUGUCAGUGUGCUGUCUGGUGUUUUUGUCAUUGUAUUUUUCUUUUGUUGAAGUAUUAGCAGAAACAUUCACUUCUAUUAAAAAUUUCACCCAAGCUUCCCAGUACUUAAUUAGCACUGAUUAAGUAUUUCUAAUCAAAGGGGUGGAAAUAAAAGGCCGCAAGAAGCCGCAAAACAACCUAUUCUUUGGCAUUUCAACUGAGGGUUGAGUUUAGCACAGAGUUUGUCUGAGAGUUGCUCUUCAGAGUGGGAAAAGCAGGAACGUGAGAUUCAAGUUGACAAACAAAGAAGGUACAAGUGUUUAGAAAUUACUAGUUAUGAAGAAAUAUGAGAAGAAAAAGGCCAUUAGAGAAAUGAAAAGGCUUUACCUCGGUGGUGUUUAACUUUGUAUAAUACUUGGUAAGUCUUAACAUUUGAGUGGGUGUAGUAACUUGUCAUGGAAGGCAUUUUGGUUUUCAUAUGGUUUGUUUUGGUUUUUUUAAUGUUGAAAAGCAGGAUUGAUCCCUGUUACAUGAAGUUACUACAAAGUAACUUUCUUCAAAGUAACUUUUAAGUGAUUAUGGCAUUUCAAAUAGUUUUGGGAUUUUUCUAAUUAACAGGUACCAACACAAAGUAGAGGAAAAGGUCUCCUUUGGAAAAGGAGACAGACACUUCUUUCUCCAAAUUAAAUUACUCUUAGUUUCUUUAUGGUGACUGCUAGCAAGCAGCUGUUAAAGAAUACCUUUCCAAUGUGCUUUUCUUUUGAGAAUUACCUGCUGCAGGAUGACCUAAUACAGAGGCACAGAGUUUAGAAAGUGCAUGUUUAGAGUAUGGCGUCCUUUGGAAAUUCAACUCUGAUUAUUACUUAGGAAGAUAGGACUGGCAAAGACCAUAAGGCAUUAAUUAACAUCCUUGAAUAUGUUCUUUCCGUGCAGAACAAAAUUCACUUGUGACCGUUGCUUGUUACGUUAACCAUGUUAUCGCCCUCUGCUUGCUCUGUCCAUCUUAACUAGAAUGUUUUAUACCUAAAUUUUAUAAGUUAGUUGGAAGAGAAAUCAGCUGCUUAUAUUUGUGACAGUGCCUAUUGCAAAGGGACCCUUUUUUUGGACUGUAGUGUCUGACUGCUACCCUGCUACAAAUAAUAAGCUAGGCCCGAAAUGACAUUAAUAAUAAGUAGGAUAGGAAAGAGAGAAAGAGAAGUGGAGAGGACAGACUUUCAGAAAGUCAUUUUUUUCUUUGCUGGAAUCAAAUAACUAUUUUUAUGUACAUGUGAGAUACUCCUAAAUGCUAAUUGAUUCCUCCCAAAAAAAGCCUAGCUGAUUUGAUAAUGUCAUUGGAUACAGGGUGAUGCUUUCUUCAGAAUUCUAUUAUUAUAAGGGAAAUACUCUGGUUUUGAAAAAGAACAUAUCGAUGAGAAAAAAUUGAAAUCCCUCUGUGGCCUUCCUGUCCUUCUUGAUUGGUUCUGCAAUACUUGGAUAGCAAGAAAAUAAACACUUGUGGCCUCCCUAAUAUGAGGAACCCCCACAUUGUGUUAAAAGUUGUCAAAGCUGUGUUUGGCACUGACUUUUCCAGUCUUCAACAUAGGGAUUAAGAGAAUGACUGCAGCAUGGUGUACAUCACCAAAUCCCUUAAAUAUGUGUAUCUCCUUUUGCCAAGCUGUGGAUGGUGUUCUUACUGUGAGUGUUUUAUGUCUAGUCUUCCUCAGAAAAGUACCAUGCUCCUUGUCAGUAGCCUAUGUCCUGUCGCUGUUUCCGCGGAUGCCUUACGCUAUUUAGGGAGGUGAUCCUAAGAAGUCUUAGCCCAGCUGUGAAGAGGAGUUAGUGGGUAAGGAGGACUGACACACAGCUGUCUUCAUGAUUAUCCAGGUUAGAAAUCUGUGUCAUUGAUGAUACUCCAGUUAUCUGUAAGUAAAUGACUGCUAUAAGUUUAAGGGAAGAUACAGGUCUCCCGAUUUUUUGUCUGUCUUCUCCUUACUUUCCCAUCCAUCCAGUGCAUCAGACAUUUUUAAAGAAGGAAAUUAUUCUCCUUUUAGGGAAUAGACCUUCUGUCUGGUCUUUCUGAUCCCUUCAGUGUCCACUGGAAGUUUGCACCAUGCUGUACUCUAGAGACAGAAUUAAAGCUUGUAAACAAACUUCAUAACUUUUAUCAGCAUUUAAAUUGCAUUUUGUGACUUCUUGGUUUGAUGGAAUGAUGAUGUGUAGCAGGUGUACUUCCCAUGCCUUUUUUUUUUUUUUUUUUUUUUUUUUUUUUAAAACAUCUUCAAAUAUUUCCCCAAAGAGAAGUAUUUGGUAAUAGCUUUAGGAGAAGGAAACGUGUACAUCACAGAAUUACAGAAAGGUCUACAAUCACUUAUUUUCAGAGAUAUCUAUUGUGAGAGUCCUAGUAUUUUAUGCAAAGUGUAACUUCAUAUAGAGCCUUAGAUUUAUGAUAGAAGUGGAAACACAUUUAAAUAUUAUGGUUGUUUCAGUGCUCCAUGGAGCUGUGUACAUGCAUAACCUGCAUGAAUUGGCAUCCUCUGUUUCAACUCUGACUCCACGGUGUGUAAUGAACGGGCAAAGCAGUCUGCUUGGAUGCUACACAGUGAGGCAUCGGUGACCUCAAACAGUUUGGGAUAGAAGAGUGGAUAGACUGGUAGUAAGGCUGAAGGACAAGGAAUGACUAAUGGUUUUGGCAUACUUCCUAUUUUUGCACGAGUUUACAUGUGGCAGAACACGUCUGGCGCUUUUUAUGAGAAGCAAAUAUGAUUUGAUGUGAAUAGAAGGAACAGAGUCUGACUUUAAUGAGAAUUUAGCUUUUAUGCAGGUCCUAGUUGCGUAAGGGCUCACGUGAGCACAAGGUCAGACUGUGCCUCAAGAUGCGUACUCCCAUGAAACUCCAAGGUAAGAGCUAGAGGCUUGAUCUUUCCUUUGGAGGUACGAAAACCUGUCAAGACCCUGUAGACAGUAAUGACAGUCGGCUGCUGCGCAUGUACCUGCUCACUGGCCAUUUUACGAACUACUGCCGCAGCAGUUGGAGUAUCAAAAGAUGGAGGCUCUACAUCUUUUCUUAAUAGCUUUCAUUGUACAUUGUCUAUUUCCCGAAUUAAAAUUUCAUUAUCGGUAUUUCUGUAGUGAUGUGUUAGGGCCUAAUGCAGCUCUCCCACAGCCUGCCCAGCACAGAUAUGGAUCUAACUGGGAGGCUUUAAAGAAAAUUUCACUUUCCUGAGUACAAAAACUAAUCAAAACAAAACAAUUUGUAUUUAUUGACAGUAUGUCAACUUUUCACCACAUCUUUACUUCGUAUCUAGUUAUUUCUGUGCAAUUUACAUGUUGAGGUAUCUGAUUUUUGCAGAUACAGAGUAAGAUCUAGGUAAACCUUCCUUUUCUAAACCUAUUUUAUUAGUAUGAAAUAAUCACUUAUGUAACCUCCAUUUUAUUUUUUUUUUAAUAUUUACAGUGGGUUUGCUAAAAUUAUGUAUGCUUGAACUUGGUUAUUUAACUUAUCUAAUUUGGGCUCAGAUAGUGAGGCAAAACCGGUGUAAUUUCUAAAUGUCAAGAAGGACGUAUGCAGCUUGUGGAGCCUGAUAAGUGUGAAAAAGCAGGCUGAAAAGACAUUACUUGCUUUGAAAAUCUGUGAUUUGAGUUGGCAAUAGCAAUGAAUCUGCUGUAAGGAAAGGGGCAGAUUUUUUUUUUUUUUUUUCCUUGGGUUGCUAAGUAGUUUGAAUUGCAUUCAUAGAAUAUCUGAAGUAGGAAGGGACCCAUAAGGAUCACUGAGUCCAACUCUCUGCUCCAUGCAGGACUACCUAAAACUAAACCAUACGACUAAGAGCGUUGUCCAGACGCUCCUUGAACUCUGACAGGCUGGGUGCCAUGACCGCUUCCCCGGGGAGCCUGUUCCAGGGACCGACCACCCUCUCGGUGAAGAACCUUUUCCUAACGUCCAAUCUGAACUGCCCCCGCCGCAGUUUCGCAGUCAUUCAUAACUGUGGCUUUUGUCCUACUUCCGUGUUUCUUAUCUAAGUAGGAAUGUUCUUGCAAACCAAUGUGAGGUUGGAAUACGUGCAGGACUUCAUGGCCCCUCUUUUAGAAUAGCUGCUGCUCCGUAUAGGCUCGUUUUGAUCUGCAAUGAGAGGCUAUUUAGGGAUGUCCUUACAAGGUGAACUUUUAUAUGGUGCUCUUAAGAAACUGUCUGUAAAGGUGUUGUAGACUUUAUAGACUGGAGUGUUACAGAAUUAGCUGGUAGCAGUACUUUUCUGAGCUGUUUCUAAGUGAUACUUACUUAAAUUCAUGUUUACAUUUUUAAAGAAGUAAUUGGAUUUUUCAAAAGUGCCAAGCAGCUGCAAAUCUUUUAUGGCUCCAAUGCCUACUCAGGGCAGUGAACAUUUUAUGGCAAAUAGUGAUUGCAACGUGUUGCCCAAUAUAGUUUCACAUCUCUCUCUCAAGCUUGACAUCACUGAGUUCAAUUUCAUAAGAAGGUGUUAGUAGAAGAUUAAAUAAGGGAACAAUUCACUUAAGUUGUGUGCCAAGGAAUAAAAAUAUUCUUGCCGAAUUUUUACAGCAGUGAUCUGCAAAGUUUAGAUUAAUGAAAAAUAUUCUUCCCAGAAUUAAUAUUUGGGCAGUGCAAUUUUGCUGAAGGUAUUUGUGUGUGUGUGUGUGUAAGUCUGAGAAUUAUACAAGAGAGUUUAAAAACAAAAGGCUAGACUCUGCUUUGGGGACAAAAGAAGACAAAACACAGAAUCCUACAUGUUCCGUGACUCCUAGCUGAUUUUUGAUAGGCAGAAUGAUCCAGAAUAUAAAGAAACCCGAGAUGUGACCUGCUAGGGUAUUAUGUUUGCAGUGUUUAUAUACUCACCUUCUGUCACCUUCUUCGGUACGAAAAUUAGCCUCAGAUUAGUCUUUUUACAGUGUUAUUUUCAAUUUUUUUCCAAACUGGAGGAUAAGUUCAAUAAGUCAAGAAAAUACUGUCAUAUAGAGUAUUAGGAUAAUAGGAACGGAAGUACAGAUGCCAUAUUUAAAUCUAGAAGGAAAAAAAAAAUCUUAUUUAAGCCCCAAAGAUGAUAUCUGCGUCUGAAAUAUUGGACUGCUCACAUAUAAAAGCAAUGAUUUCUUUUUCAGUUUUGCACAGUUGGUGCUAUGAAACCAGUGAUAAACACUGAAAUAGAAAAAACUACCACAACAGAUUUUCUCUAAAGCUGGAAGUAUCAUUCAAGUCUUGACACAGAGUCUCAAAGAUGAAAUUCCAAACCUAUUAACUCAUUAGAAAAAUGAAAUGGUGGGACCCUGAUAUUUGUGUGUCACGUCCCCAGCCUUUUAGACAGAUACAUUUUGUUAGCAUAUUUGAAGUAUCAUGAGUUCUUUUUAGGUGAAGAGAGAUGCCUGGUAUGCCUUGUUUUUUCUGAUUAAUAUAUCCUGAGGUCUAGCUUGCUUUAACCUCUUUGCAAGUAAGCAGGCUGUCGUAACUAUGUUAACUCUUGCUACUUGUUUUGUAUUACAUGAAAUGUAAUGGUUGAACCUGAAAUGUCAUCUCUACCUUUUGACUUUGUUCAGCGUUCUCAAGACUAAUACAUAGAUAAAACAUACAAAUAAGCAACUUGUAACUAUAGUGUUAAGUGGUGUUCUGCAUUCUUUAUGCUAGGCUCCAUUCUGUAUGCCAAUACCCAGCAUCCAUGUGAAGUCAAUGAGCAUUUGGUCGGGUAGGAGCACAGGACUGGGGUUUUGUAGUCCAGAAGUAAUCAUCAAACUUCUUUGUAUUUAUGCACUAGUCUUUUCAGAAAAAUAACACUGAAUGAAUACAUAAUGAAAUUAUGGUGACCUACAGGUCUCCUUUACAAUCAGUGCAUGCCCUAAAAUACUGCUUUGUAACAUCUGUUUUAUACUAAAUGUCGGUGUUCAAGUGAGCCUUGUUAGAUAUUUGAGUGACAGACAACAAUAUUUAUAAAUCUGUUACAAUAAAUGCCUUUUUAGUCUAAGAAAAUGUGUGGUAUGGCCUUUAUAAAAAGGGAAAAAAAAGGUCUCUGAGGCUAAAGAAGUCUCUGUUGUUGCCUUGUGUUAACAAUUCCUUCCUGUGCCAUGGGCUUGAAUUUAUUACCCUGAGUAAUUCUGUUUAAGUCAGUGAGGCUGGUCACAGUAGUGAAUUAACAGAUGUGGGGGAUUACUUCUUUUUUUUCUUUCACCAUCAGAAUCGCAGUGAAGCUGUAAAUAAAUCUAAUAAUCUGUGUGUUAACAAAGUAUUAACUCAAUGGUCAUGUAGUAAGUAGCUUGUAGAGGUUCCUGUGGUGACUUCUAUGCUGUGUUUUUUGUGACCUAUUUGAUGCAACUGUAAUCAAGCUGCCAGUAUUACAAAUUUGGGUGUUCUUUAUCUACUGUCAUUGCUGCCCUAUUGCUUGGCCAGGCAGAGCAGCUCCUGAAGCAGUCAGAAGAGCCUUUUACAGAAAAGAAGAAAAUGAAUUUAUAUUAGAGAUUGGCAACAGAGAGGAGGAAGUCUCAUGAUACUCGGUGAGCAAAAGCAGCUGUAGAAGUCUCUCAAACAGGGGUGUUUCAACUUCUGAGAUCUCUCAGGUUUGACCAGGUAUUUUAGCUCCUUGCUGGUGGACUGAGAGCAAGAGUUGGCUCAAGGCACCAAGGAAUGUAUUGUGUUUACACUGUGUGCUCUGUUUUUUGUGUUUGUAGUAUUGCUACCCUGUAGCUGCAGGCUGCAAGAAAGGUCGCAUCUCGUGUGUGUCAGCUACUUGUGCACUAUCCAAGUGAUCAUGAUCAAUAGAGGCCUCAAACAGACUCAACAGAGGGUCUUAAAAUAUAUUCUGUUUGUCUUGUGCCACGUAACAUUUGACAGAUUGGUAAGGCAUUUUGUCACAAGCCUGACGAAGCCAAAAUAUUCUUCUGUUACUCAGAUCUCUGUAUAUCCAGCUCUUGUUCCACGCACACAGCUGCCAUGUGGGCUAAACCCUGCGAGAUAGUGCUCUGGAUUUUGUUCAUCCCAAGGUCUUACUGGUGCUGUGUUUUGCAUGCUGGUCCACUGAGUGAACAUCUUUGGUGCUAUUGACUGCUCUGCCUUACGACCAUGCAUUUCAUUCGCCUUGUGAACUGAACAAAAUUAAUAGUCGUCUAUGUGAAUCAUUCAAGUAUAGCACUGCUGAUAAUACCAUAUACUUUAACUGAGAUAUUGAACAAAGUUGUUUCUGCAGUAAAGUCAGUCACUGCUAUAAUCACUGGGUACAAACAGAGCCGGUAUUUCCAAGAGCUGUUUUUCAUUUUCUUUUUACCACUAUUUUGUAAAUUACAUUUAAUUUGGAUUAAAUUAGCAGUUGAUCUGCAUAAAAGAUUAAUUUUUUUUCUUUAGCCCCAAAUAGAAAGGUAUGUGCUGAUGACCUAAAGUUUAUAUCUUAAUGAUGAACUUUAAAGAUUACAUCUUUUUUUAAUUUGGUCCUGCUACUGUUGAAACUAUAGUAGUUUAUGUCGAGUAUUUUUCAUUCAUCUGAAGAGGAUAUUAAACUGAGAUGAAUUAAUGAAGUGAGAUUAACCUCAAUGGAACGUUCACAAAUGUUCAGUAACACAGGUUAAAACAAACAAGUUGUUUCUCAAGCAGGGAUAGAGAGUUAUUUUCUAAAUACACAGGCCAAUGCUGACACCUUGUGGCUUUGUUACUGAGUUAUUUCAUAGUUUCAUGUGGUUAUUUCGGGUGUAAAUCAUGAUGAACUUGCUGUUGCCAGCGUUGUCUGUCUCCUCUGCUUCCUGGCCACCUCAGUACCCAGUAUUUUGGUAUCACAUGUAAGACAGCUUUGGGCUGUGUUGACUGCACAUCGAGUGAAUAAGAACUAGGGGUGUCUGGGAGCUCUGGGAGGGGACUCAAACAGCUUCAGUUCAAUGCACAAAAUCACGGGUGCUAGUGCAGAAGCAGAUGAUAGCAGUUACGAGCUUCUCUCUUACUAGUUAUGCCGCAUUUUAUAUUUCCCUCUACAUAGGAGAGCACCGAGGACUCUCAAUACUUGGCACGUGUACUUUUAGGCACGCACACGUUUUCUACAUUGACACAAAAGCCUUCCUUUGCUGUCCUCUUCACCCUUGAAGAAUUGCUGGCAGCAAAACUACAUCCAAAGGGACUGUUGGAGAAUUUCUGGUAGUAUAGGACCCUGAGGUGCACUGUUUAUCUAUGGCCAUAAAAAUGCCUAAACCACAGUUUAUCAGUGCAAUUUAUACCUAAAUGGGCAUCUAAUCUAAAAUCACAUAACUUUUCAAGUCUUAACAAAACCAGCUGUUAAGGCUGCAGUCGCCAUUUGAGAUCUGUUGUGGAAUUAAGUUUCCAGAUCUUGAGGUGUGUCUUGUGAAGAUCACGCAUCCUCCCUCAGCUGUUACCUCAGAGAUUGUUUUCUGAUGUUUAUAGUCAUGUCCCUGUUCUUAAGUGUUCGUGCUGUGGUAAUACAGGAGUUAGAAAUCUUUACUGCGUUGUGGGUUUGUUGUUUGGGGUUUGGGUGCUUUUUGUUGUUGUUCUUAAUUUUAUUUCUGAUGUGUUUAGUUGUUUAUAAUGAAUAGUGAAACACAGAACUGGAAAGGAAAGGUUUUCUACAGUAGGGACCAAGUUGUUCAUAAUGAAUAGUGAAACACAAAACUGGAAAGGAAAGGUUUCCUAUAGUAGGGACCGAAUCUUCAGUUUAUGUAAAUCAGUAUUUAUAGCUUCACUCAAGUCAAAGAGGUGACAUUAAUUUCUAUUCCUGAAGAAUGUGACUGCCUGAGUCUGUUAAGAAAAAUCAAAGGAAUAAGGAUGUGCCUAUAAGGUUUGAUUUGCUGGCAUCUCUAUUUAUCUAACAGGAGGAUUUGUACUCUCAACUCCCCCCCGUGUAAAUCUUAAUUGACACUUGCUAAUUGAACUUUAAUACAAUAAAUGUAUUAUAAUGA
Messenger RNA from Aquila chrysaetos chrysaetos, 12399 nucleotides. It is a transcript of the gene FRRS1L, whose product is annotated as ferric chelate reductase 1 like. The record is from RefSeq and is a predicted model, not a curated record. The coding region runs from base 144 to 1010 and encodes 288 amino acids. Lineage: Eukaryota; Metazoa; Chordata; Aves; Accipitriformes; Accipitridae. Gene Ontology annotation, biological process: regulation of glutamate receptor signaling pathway. The transcript has 5 exons.